AUGUAUUUAGGCGAGAUAUGCUCACAAUCCUCUCAGCUUAUACCAGAUAGUUCAACAGUGUUCAAUGCGAGAUAUGCUCACAAUCCUCUCAGCUUAUACCAGAUAGUUCAACAGUGUCUAACUUCAGAAAUGCACCUGGUUCAACGAGCAGAAGGGAUUGGUGUAGAUCCUAGUCUAGCCAUGGCUAAUGAUACAGUAUACCAGAUUCAGCAGCAAUUAAACCUACUGAAGAAGUCUACACAGGAGUGUGGUGUAGAGAUUGAGAAAACUAGACAAAUGCAGGAGCAUCAUUCCAUCAACUUCUACAAACAUCAUCAGAUAUCAGUUCAGCUUGAUAACGGACAAUUUCAAGAACAUAGUCAAGAAUAUAUCAGAUGGAAAGAGUGGAGAGAUAAAGUAGCGACAGAACUAAGACAGAGCUAUAAUAUAUUCUUUGUCCCAGUAUUAUAUAUUCUAUGUCCUGGUAUAAUAUAUUCUAUGUCCUGGUGUGAAGACCUGGCAGAAAUUAUCUGGUUGAACAGACAACAAAUCCGCCAACUUGAAAUGAUUCAAGAAGGUCUCAAUAUUCCCAGUCAAGAGAGUAGUAUGAAUAUACUCCCUGAACUGUCUGAUGGUUUAAACCUACUCCUGGAUUCUCUAGUCAAAAGCUCAUUUGUUAUUGAGAAACAACCGCCACAGGUUCUGAAAACCAAUACAAGGUUUAGUGCUACAAUCAGGCUGCUGGUGGGAACUAAACUGAAUGUUCAUAUGUCUCCCCCUGUUGUCACCGCUUCAAUUAUCUCAGAAUCUCAAGCCAAUUCCUUGCUACGCGCUGGACAUACCAAAAAGAACAGAUCUGAAUACAGUUCGGGGGAUAUUGUAAACAAUAAACAAACCAUGGAGUACCAUCAGAGUUUCGGUCAGGCAACUGGUCAGCUGAGUGUCAGCUUUAGGAACAUGUCUCUCAAGAAGAUCAAGAGAGCGGAGAAGAAAGGAACAGAGUCUGUUAUGGACGAGAAGUUUGCGCUUCUCUUCUGGUCUGAGUUCUCAAUUGGGAAUGGGGAGUUUCAUUACCAGGUAUGUGCUCCCUCCCUCCCUGUGGUUGUAAUUGUCCACGGAAACCAGGAACCUCAUGCUUGGGCAACCAUACUUUGGGAUAAUGCAUUUGCAGAGUGGGGCAGACAACCUUUCAUAGUUCCUGAGAAGGUUCCUUGGCUCCAGGUCGCAAAUACUCUAAACAUGAAGUUUAAAGCUUCCUGUGGCCGGGGUCUAACUGAAGAAAACCUAAAGUUUCUGGCAGGAAAAGCCUUCAGUUUCCGUAACUUGGGGUACAACAGUGACUGCUCAAACCUAAUGAUAACCUGGUCACAGUUCUGUAAAGAGCCUCUUCCGGACAGAAGUUUUACAUUUUGGGAGUGGUUCUACGCAGUAAUGAAGCUGACUAAAGAGGAUCUACGAGGCAUGUGGAUGGAUGGAGCUCUACUCGGAUUUGUUUCAAGACAACAGGCGGAAGACUAUCUACAGGCGAGUGAACCAGGCACAUUUCUCAUCCGAUUUUCGGAUUCUGAGCUAGGAGGGGUCACUGUCGCUUGGAUGUCAUUGAAUGAGGAUACAAACCAAAAAGAAGUUUCCAUGCUUCAACCCUACACUAGAAAGGAUUUGAUGAUUCGCAGUUUAGCAGAUAGAAUUCACGACUGUCACCAGAUGAUAACCCUGUACCCGAACCAUCCUAAGGAUCAGGCUAUAGGCAAAUACUACAGUUCACCACCAGAAACGGUACCAAGGAAUCCAAGGAAUGGAUAUGUUCCUCAUCAUUUGGUUAACGUUAUACCUGGCAGCAUGUAA
This is a messenger RNA of Eurytemora carolleeae, 1824 nucleotides long. RefSeq names its product signal transducer and activator of transcription 5B. The transcript is spliced from 24 exons. Bases 1 to 1824 code for a protein of 607 amino acids. The record is from RefSeq and is a predicted model, not a curated record. Gene Ontology annotation, molecular function: RNA polymerase II cis-regulatory region sequence-specific DNA binding; DNA-binding transcription factor activity, RNA polymerase II-specific. NCBI's taxonomy places the organism in Eukaryota, Metazoa, Arthropoda, Copepoda, Calanoida, Temoridae. Gene Ontology annotation, biological process: regulation of cell population proliferation; cell surface receptor signaling pathway via JAK-STAT; defense response.